UCUUAACGGACGCCAGGCUCGUUUCGACAAGUCUACUGGCUGUUCGGGGACCUAGGAACACUUUAGUAUGGUGAACGUUCCCAAACUUCUGUUGGUGCCUUGCAUGUCAGACCACUCCCCAGGUAAUUGACCAACAUCAAAUGCACUUGGCGGGGAAGUAGAUAUAUCAUUCAUUACCAAGAGGUCGUUGUUGCGCUCCGACGUCUAAUUCGAGAUUCAAGUGCACAUUCUCCAUAGGCUUUCCCAUGCGACUCAACAUGGACAAAGUAGAGAAGGAGAGUCUUCUAUCAGAAACGCAUAGAGCCGCGGAGGGUGACUUGGACCUGUACACACGAAUCCGCAAAAGAUCGAUCCGUGAAUCUGCGUGGUUCAUCACAUACUUAUUUGUGUUGCACGUUACACUCCUUCUCGUCGGUCUGGCUUUAUGGCAAUCGCGCCUUGCGCUGACUUCAGAGACGAUACCAACACAACAUUGGAAACCGUUGUCUGUCGGAAGAGUGACCAGCGAAGAACAUUCCGUGGACCACAGUAGGCACAGCAAGUAUUCAGGACCUCCCAACGACGAGAACAACAAAGCUUGGGAAGAUCUUAUCCAGCCAACUUUCUUCGGAGCCACCGAGAAGGAGCUUGUGGCAGGGAAUGAAACCGUCGAUGACGCUGUCAGAAUCGCCCCUGCAGACAAGCCUUCGGAAUCGAAUGAGUAUCUCGCAGCUUUAGGUGUUUAUCACGAACUGCAUUGCCUUCGACAACUGCGAAUGCAUCUUUACCGCGAUGUAUAUUAUGAAAACCUCACAGAAGCCAAUGAGCGAUGGUUUUUCGAUCACCUCGAUCACUGCAUUGAAACGAUUCGUCUUUCCAUCAUGUGCCAGGCAGAUCUCAGUUUGUACACGUUUACAUGGAAGACUUCGACUGACACUCGUCCCAAAGCGAAGUCCGCUUCAAAACGUCAAUGUGUCAACUGGGAUGAGGUACAGGGUUGGAGCAUGAAUAGGAAAAUCUCCUUGUGGCCACGGCUGCUUCGAUUGAAUGGGAAGGAGGAUGAUAUCCGACUUUAGUUGCUACCUACACCUGCAUCUUCAAUUACUUCAUCUUCUUCCUUUCUUGUCUUACUAUGGCUCAUUACAAUACCCAUCCAGGAAAUUUACUGUUAGCAAAUUUCUCUUUUCUUUCAAGAGCGCUUCUCGUCCUUUUUCGAGCAAUCUCGAUAUAUCUUGCCUACAAUCUAUAGAUGCAUCAGCUUUUAAUGAAUAGGACAAGCGAUAAUAAAUAUGAAAAUACUCUUACC
This is a messenger RNA of Aaosphaeria arxii CBS 175.79, 1285 nucleotides long. RefSeq lists its product as uncharacterized. The record is from RefSeq and is a predicted model, not a curated record. Bases 258 to 1055 code for a protein of 265 amino acids. Lineage: Eukaryota; Fungi; Ascomycota; Dothideomycetes; Pleosporales. The transcript is spliced from 5 exons. Gene Ontology annotation, biological process: mycotoxin biosynthetic process.